This is a messenger RNA of Plasmodium malariae, 1989 nucleotides long. Its product is annotated as U2 snRNA/tRNA pseudouridine synthase, putative. The transcript has 2 exons. Bases 1 to 1989 code for a protein of 662 amino acids. Gene Ontology annotation, cellular component: nucleus. NCBI's taxonomy places the organism in Eukaryota, Apicomplexa, Aconoidasida, Haemosporida, Plasmodiidae. Gene Ontology annotation, molecular function: pseudouridine synthase activity; RNA binding. Gene Ontology annotation, biological process: tRNA pseudouridine synthesis; mRNA pseudouridine synthesis. The record is from RefSeq and is a predicted model, not a curated record.
AUGAAUAACGGAAAAAAAAGGCUUAACAAUUACUUAAAAAAUAAGGAAAGGAUAAAGAAACUAAAAAUAGAAAGAAAAGAGAAACGUAAGGAAGAAAAUAAAAUUGAAGGGAUUGUAAGAAAUGAAAAAAGUAAAGAUAAUAAGGAGAAGGAACAUUACAAAUUUAAAAAAUAUGCAUUAUGUGUCGGGUAUGUAGGCAGCAGAUAUCAUGGAUGUCAAGGUCAAGGAAAAGAAUCUAUGACAGUGGAAAAUGAAAUAGAAAGAACAUUAGUAAAAAUUAAUGCAGUAAAAAAAAAUGGGAAAAAUUUUAAUUUCUGUUUAUCUAGAUCGGCUAGAACAGAUCUAGGUGUGCACGCUUUAUAUAACGUCUUUGUUUAUAAUAUUAAUAUUGACUGUACCUUCUCAGAAAAUACUAAAGGAGAGGUUGAAGUAGCAGGUGAAGUAGAAAAUGGAAUGGAAAAUGCAGCGGUAAGUGAUGCAGGAAUAGAAGUCCAGGAGGUAGAAGACAUUUCGAAAGGAAGGACGAUAAACAAAUGGAGGAGCAGCAAUCAUGAGGAGGUGAAUGUUGAGGACGUCAUACAAAAUGGUAAAAGUGAACACGAUAGUAUUACCCCAAAUUACACUAGUAACAGCUUUCUUUAUAAAAAUGAAAAGAAAGCUAUCAACAAAAUUAGCAGUACUGAUGAUCCUACUAAGGAAGAUGAAGCAAAACAAACGACACAUAAAGAAGAUAGUGGUCGAAAUAGCAAUGAUGAUGUUUUUGAAAAAAGAAAAGAAAAAGAAGAGAAAUUUAUAAAAAUUUUGAACUUACAUUUACCUGCUGAUAUCAGGUGUUUUAAUAUUUAUAAAGUUACUAAAAGUUUUGAUGCUAGAAAAUUUUGCUCAUUCCGAUUGUAUGAAUAUCUAUUUCCUGUAUAUGUAUUGAGCGAAGUAGAUAUUAACAUGAAAUAUAAAGAAGUUUAUGAUGAAGUUAUUAGAAAUAUUGAUGAAUAUGUGAAAGAAGAUAAAGAGAAAGUAAAAAGGAAAAGGAGCAAUUCGUCUAGGGUUUUGGUGGAUGUGCACAAUGGAAGUGCUUCCAGUGGAGAGAGGCUUAACGGGGGCCUCCACGAGAGUUGCUCUAAGGAUGGACGUGAAAAUGGAAAUAAGGAUGCAAGCAAAAAUGAGAGCAAUACAUGUGGAUAUAACGACGGCAAUAACUAUGGCAAUAACUAUGGCAAUAACUAUGGCAAUAACUAUGGCAAUAACUAUGGUAAUAACUAUGGUAAUAACUAUGGUAAUAACUAUGGCAAGGAUGGCGCCCUGUGCACUCAGAAAAGCUGCCCCGAGAAGGGAGAGGUUCGAUUGGAGGAGGAUAUUUUCACCAUAAAAAAAUACAAAGAAGAAUUAACGGAAGAAGAAUUAACAGAAUUUUUUGAGAUAUUCAAUAACUACACAGGAUAUCACAAUUUCCACUGUUUCACAAAGUAUAACGUAGAUCAAACGACAUAUAGAUAUAUAAAAUAUUUUGACGUAAGCACAGUGAAAUUAUAUGACUAUAAUUUCUUAUCCAUAAAAAUAUUAGGACAAUCAUUUUUAAUGCAUCAAAUAAGAAAAAUGAUAACGCUGGCUGUUGAAACAUUUCGAAAAGCUACUACACAAAAUUCUAUUUAUUACUGUUUAAAUAGAAAGCAGUAUGUACCUAUUUCUGUCUUUCCAUCAGAUGGCCUAAUGCUCAUAUGUCCUUAUUUUAAUUCAUAUAAUGAAAAAGUGUGCAAUCCACCUCAGAGUCCACAAAUAUGUUUUAAGGAAAACGAAGAAAUUACAAAAUUUAAGACGGACAAAAUUGCCAUAUGCAUUAUUGAAAAAAUGAAAAACAAUGUAUGGAAAGAGUGGGUUAACAGGAUGAACCAACGCCCCUUCGUUUUUCACUUUAUGAAGGAAAAGAUGUGUAAAAACUUAAGUCAGAAUAUUUCAUCAAUCCAUAAUAAGGAAAAUCAAAGGGAACAGUAA